CACGCGGCCCGUGUCCGCGUCUCUCUCAGCCAGUCACUUGAUCGUCGAUCGACUCUCCCUCCCGCCGAACCCGAUCGAGCCUCUCCUCUCCCUCGCCGCCCGCCGUCGAGUCUCCUGCAGAGUCUCCGUCGUCCUCGAGACUCUGAUCGAGUCUUUUCUCUCUCCCUCCGUCGUACCCGAUCGAGUUACCUUUCUCUCACACCGCACCCCUCUGUUUCCCGCACGGUUUAAGGUGAUCAAGGGAAGAAACAAUGGGAGUCAUAGAAAACGGGACGAUCUCGGGUACUUUGCCGAGCACAGAGGCUUUUGUAGUGCACUAUCCAGGGUACCCCUCAUCGAUUUCACGAGCCGUUGAUACUCUUGGAGGAAUUGAAGGGAUUAAAAUGGCAAGGGGAUCUGCCUCAAACAAGCUCGAGCUGCGCUUCCGCCCUGAAGACCCUUAUGCACAUCCCGCCUUGGGAGAACAAUGUUCUUCUAACAGUUUUUUGUUAAGAAUCUCUAAGAAGGAGCUCACUCAAGAUUCUCGGCCUGAAAGUCAAACAGUUCUUGCCACUACUGGAGUCGAACCAUGCUUAUCAGAAGAUCGCCCAGCCCUGUGCUGUGAUAUCGUUUCCCGUGUCUCUGGUUCUUAUCAUUUUGAUGGCAUGGCCGACUAUCAGCACGUUAUUCCGAUUCAUGCCGAUAUUGCGCAGAAGAAGAAGAGAAAGUGGAUGGAGAUGGAGUCACUUGCAGCAAACAGUGAUCUCAUGGAUCUGGCAGACGAAGACGUGAUGAUGUUAUUGCCACCUUUUUUCGCACCCAAAGAUAUACCAGAAAACUUGGUGCUACGACUACCAGCCUCAUCUGGUUCCAAAAAGAAAGAGGAGGUGGCAGCUCAGAACUCUUCCGAGAUUGAUACGGGCCCGAUAUUUGCAAUCGAUUUCGGUGUCAAAGAGAUACCGAAGAUAUUAAACUGGGAAGACUUUAUUGUCCGUGGCUCCAACCAAUGGCAAUGGCAGGAAGCAGUGUCUGCACUGUUUGAUGAGCGGCCCAUAUGGCCUAGAGAGUCUGUGGUUCAACGGCUACUUGAUAAAGGUUUUAAAUGCACACAUCAUAUGUUGAACAGAUUUUUGCUUAGGGCUGCAUAUUAUUUCUCAGGCGGUCCAUUUCUUAGAUUCUGGAUUAAAAGAGGCUAUGAUCCACGGAUAGAUCCUGAGUCUCGGAUAUAUCAGAGAAUGGAAUUCAGGGUUCCACCUGAGUUACGGGGUUAUUGCGACGCUAAUGCAACUAACAAAUUAAAGCCGAAAUGGGAUGACAUUUGCGCUUUUAAAGUCUUUCCUUUCAAGUGCCAAACAUUUUUGCAGUUGUUUGAACUGGAAGAUGAGUACGUUCAGCAAGAGAUAAGACAACCUCCGAAACAGACUACUUGUAGCUAUAAAACAGGAUGGUUCUCCGAAGCCACACUCGAGACUCUGAGACUCCAUGUGUCUGUGAGGUUUGUGUCUGUGUUUCCUGAACCUGGUUUCGAGGAUGUGUUUAAAUCUAUUCAAGAAGAGUUUGAAAGAUCUAAGAUGAUACGCACCCACAAAGAUGCAAUGAAACCAUGUCAAGAGAAGCACCGGGAAACAACUAAAGACUGUGACAGGAAACAAUCUGCAGAUGAUGAUGAUAACGAAAAGUCUAAAAGCUCAAUGGAUGAGAAAGGAGAUGAUAUUAACGUGGAAGAAGAUGAUGAAGACCUAGAUGAACCUGAGGAGCUCGAUCUGGCUGCAGAUGAUGAUGAGAUUUCGCUUGACUCGCAUGGAUAUCUUGAUAUGGAGAACAACUCAAGAACAUAUCUGCAAGGGCUGUUUGAUAGUUUCCCAACUGUAGACCCGGGUUUCGUACAAAACUACGGUGUUGAUGAUGGGAGUGAUGGAGAAUAUGAGAUAUAUGAGCAAGAAUCUGAUGGCGUGUGUUCCGAUGAUGACAUUAACAUAGAUGAUGAUGAUGAUGAUGAUGAGUGAGGAAAAUCUGUCUUGCGACCUGAGUAGAAACCCAGACUUGUUUAAUGUAGAGAUGAUUUCAGUCCGGUGAAUAAAUCUUCCUCCGGCUGCAAUCUCCGGGAAGUUUCUGACCGUCGGAGAGGUUUGAGAUAUCAUAGAUACAGGUACUCUGUUUGACACAAGGCUGAGAGAUCCGAUGCAACAAAUUGGGCAUGGUUUAGCUAUUUUUGCCUUUUACUUGUAAUGUUUUAAUUUUUGAGAAAUUCCUGUUUUUUUUUUGUUA
This is a messenger RNA of Tarenaya hassleriana, 2247 nucleotides long. RefSeq names its product general transcription factor 3C polypeptide 5. The coding region runs from base 252 to 1985 and encodes 577 amino acids. The record is from RefSeq and is a predicted model, not a curated record. Gene Ontology annotation, biological process: transcription initiation at RNA polymerase III promoter. Lineage: Eukaryota; Viridiplantae; Streptophyta; Magnoliopsida; Brassicales; Cleomaceae. Gene Ontology annotation, cellular component: transcription factor TFIIIC complex. The transcript is spliced from 16 exons.